AGGGGAAGAAGUAUAUCAAAUCUAGGAUGGAACGCUCCCUUCAGCCCAGCUGAUCAACACAUCGUCGCCAUCGAACAUCUUCCCUCAUCGCUCCUGUAGCGGCCCGUCCAUCGCCGUCAACAGCGUAGUCCUCUUCCGCGGCACGUUGUCUAUUGACCCUGCACGUUGGAAGGAAAACACUCCUAUUGCUGCCUUUCCGACUCACUACUCAGCUAGGUCUCAACCUUUGUUGUGCUAAUGGCUGCUGCAGAAAUAUCUGCUGUAAACUGAAAGAAAUGGAAAUUGUAGAUUUCGCCAAUUGUACACUUGUGAUAUAGUCUCUCGUUUUUGUUACGAUUGAGUGAUGGAAGGACGUAAAAGAAACCCCUUAAAGAGACGUUCUAGCCCUCAAUUUAAGAAAAAAGGUGGCCCUAAAAGGGGGAAGUCGAAUAACCACCUUCCGGGGCGAGCUUCGGAAAACUCAAAUGCAUCUGACACUGUUUAUCGCAUUCUUUGUGAAUCGAGAAGGAUUGGCAGUGUAAUUGGAAAAGGUGGUACUAUAAUCAAAGCCUUGAGAGAAGAGACUCAAGCAAAGAUCACAGUUGAAGACUCUGUACCUGGUUCAGAUGAAAGAGUGGUAAUUGUCUCUAGUUCUUCGGCAAAACCAGCAAACAUUAGAAACACUGAUGAUAUGAAUCCAACAAGUGAGGGAGGAGAUGUUGCGGCCAUGCAGCCCCACUGUGCUGCUCAAGAUGCACUUAUGAAAAUACAGGACCGGAUUAUUGAGGAAGACUUGGCUUGGGAAGCAAAUGAAGACGAUGAUGAAAUUGAAGUCACUACACGCCUUCUUGUUCCAAACAAUUUAGUUGGUUGCAUUUUAGGUAGAAAAGGAGAUGUUAUUCAAAGGUUAAGAACUGAAAUCGGUGCGAAUAUUCGUGUUCUUCCUGCUGAGAGUCUUCCUGCAUGUGCAAUGACUACCGAUGAGUUGGUUCAAGUGUCUGGUGAACCUGAUCUGGUUAAGAGAGCUCUUUACGAAAUAUCAACACUGUUGCAUCAAAAUCCACGCAAAGACAAACCUCCCUCAGGUUAUCCAGUGGGUCACAGUGGUCAAGCUUUUAGAUAUUCUGACCCUCCAAUGGGGAGUAUGCUGGACUACAGAAAUAUGUUAGACCACAGAGAUCCAUUUUGGCCUAGACAUAACCAUAAUUUGAAUGGUAUGCCACGUCUGCCACCGGUUGGGGCAUAUGAGAGCCAUCCUUCUAGAUAUAGAGUUGAUAGUUUCGAUGCCAAUCCUCCCCCAGGCGUUGGAGAAGUCCCGGCCGAGUUUAUGAUGAAAAUUCUAUGUCUGGAUUCAAAGAUUGGAGGGGUUAUUGGAAAGGGAGGAGGUAACGUGAGACAACUGCAGCAAGAGACAGGGGCAAGUAUUCACGUUGAGGAAUUGUUGGCUGAUUCUGAUGAAAGAGUAAUUCGUAUCUCAUCGAUCGAGGCUCUUUGGGACCCUAGAUCUCAAACUAUUGAAGCAAUCCUUCAACUUCAGAAUCUAACUAGUGGAUUCUCUGACAAGGGGAUUAUCACGACAAGGCUUCUUGUCCCCUCAAGUAAGGUUGGGUGCAUUAUUGGACAAGGAGGCCUAGUUAUAAAUGAUAUGAGGAGGAGGACUAAGGCAGACAUUCGUGUUGUCUCAAAGGAUGAAAAACCAAAAUGUGCCUCGAAGGAUGAAGAACUUGUGCAGGUUUCGGGAACUGUUGGUUGUGCUAAAGAAGCUUUGGCUGAGAUUGCUUCAAGACUUAGAACAAGAUUCCUUUCUAAUGCAAAAGGGGAACCUGCUCCCUCAAGGGCAGCCCCAGCAUUUGGUCCUGCUGUUGACUUCCCUGGUCCCAGUCUACCUGCACCUAGUCCCUUAGGUGCUGGCAGAUCUUCUAGUAGAUUCGACUACUUUAAGGGUGAUGUUGCUCGUGACUACGGCCCUCCUUCGUAUCCAGGUCAUCCAAACCCGAUAAGAUAUCCAAAUACAAGUAAUCCUACAGAGCCGAAGAUUCCAACCAGUGCCAUGGGUGCUGUAAUUAGUACAGGAUGGGGCAAUACCAGUGAGCUUGAUGCCCCAAGGAUGAAUCUUGCUGAACCUUCUUUUGGUGGGCAUGAACAUGUUAAUGAAAUUCACAGACCCGUGGAACAGCAGCAUUGGAGUCCUCAAGCAUAUGUUUCCUCUUCUGUUCCAUCCGUCAAUGCUCAGCAAGAGGCCUAUCACCAAAGCUAUAAUAAUGUCCAGCUUGGGACCACCCACCCCCAAUACACUCCUUCAGAAAUGCACUACCAAAAUAUGAAUCCAUAUGAAGCUCUUCCUUACCAAAACAACCAUGCACCACAAGUGGCAAUGUCGUACCCUCCCAACCUGCCACAGGGUUCUUCCGGUUUUGAUCUCAAAUAGUAAGGUACACUGUUGUUUUCCUAUGGCUGUGACAUUAAUUGCUCUCUAACAUUAGAGAGAGAGAGAGAUAGGUGAUGUUUGUAGAUGAAAGGUUAUGUGUGUUUGUGUCUGCACUCUUCACAAGCUUACUAAUUUAAUGACGGGUUAUCAAACUUGUUCAGAGAUGUUCUUUUGUAGUAUCAACUGUGCGCUAUUUAAAUCUCCGUGAUAUAAUUACUCGGUUUGACUCCAGCUCAUAUUAUUAUUAUUAUGGAGUAGUAUAUUUGUAUAAGAAGAGAAGAUGAAGAUGGAGGGGAUAAUUUCUUGUUCCCUGGUUUCCAUCUUUUCCAGUUCCUAAUUUCUGGUUCAAAUUUCACCUUUCACAUUCCCUAAUGUUUUUGGCCUACUGCUCAAGAUCUAGGUGAAUCGUAUUAUAACUGCAGCAUGUUGGCUAUUUUUAUGGCU
This is a messenger RNA of Cuscuta europaea, 2851 nucleotides long. NCBI's taxonomy places the organism in Eukaryota, Viridiplantae, Streptophyta, Magnoliopsida, Solanales, Convolvulaceae. The record is from the annotation of a GenBank genome assembly.